AUGUCUGACAAGCGGUCACGACAUGCCAGUGAUGCGAAAUCACAUCAAAGCCGCCGAAGCUCGUAUCACACGAGGAGCGAGGCGAGCUUCAGCACGGCGUCCUCCGGUCUCAGUGAAGCCCGCCGCCGGGCUGCACUUAGCCAGCUCCAGGCGGAACAGGCCCAGCGCGCCGCCGCCGCCAAGGCUGAGCUGGCCCGGCGUCUGGCGGAGGCGGACGCGGAGCAGGCCCGGCGUCAGGCGGAGCAGGCGGAGGCGCAGGCAGCGCUGGAAGCUCAGGCGGCGAAGGAUGAAGCAGAAUGCCGCCAGCUGGAGUUGGAGCUGCUGGAGCAGGAGGAGCGGGGUUCGCAGCUCGCUCGUUCUUACGUUGCACCAUCCGUCGCCGGCCUCCCGGUGGUUGCAACAGAGCCACCGGUGCAGGUAUGCGUGUCUCGACAGACGGACGAGUCGGUCACGCGCACCCGACAGUGGCUGACUCAGUCUCAGCUACACGUGCCACCAGUGGAUACGGCUCCCGUCAGCGCUGUGCCUCCACCUGCAAUGCGUCUGCAGCGCCCGUCCAGUGACGACACGCGAGCGGUCCCGCAUCUGCCGCGCAUCACACUGGAGAAGUUCGGAGGCUCUGCCAUCGAGUGGCCGCGGUGGAUGGCCCUCUUCAAAGCGCUGGUACACGACCGCGCCGACCUCACCGACGUAGAACGGCUGACCUAUCUGCAGACUCACCUGACGGGGCCGGCGAGAGAGUCUGUGCGGGGCAUGCUCUGCGACGCCAGUCUAUAUAGCACUGCCCUGGGUGAGCUGGAACGAGAGUUUGGUGACCCGUCCCGUGUAAUACACGCCACGAUGAAAAGACUGCUCACAGCGCGGCCAGUGAAAGACGGUGACCUGUCAGCGCUCACAGAGCUGUCUCGUGAGCUCCACACCGCGGCGGCCUGUCUCUCGUCUCUGCCGUCUUGA
Molecule: messenger RNA, 954 nt
Organism: Amphibalanus amphitrite
Lineage: Eukaryota; Metazoa; Arthropoda; Thecostraca; Balanomorpha; Balanidae
Exons: 2
Coding region: 1-954 (317 amino acids)
Source: RefSeq, a predicted model, not a curated record